AUGACAGAUCUAGACUCCUCUCUAACAAAUAUUCCUUCUCGAUCGCCCUCACCCUCGCCGAACCUUCUUCCAACUCCUGAUACAGCCAGUCUUUCAUCCAAUCGAUCCGUCUCUGGAAUAUCUUCUAUCUCAAGUUUCUCUACUUAUUCCAAUGCAUCCUCAAAUUCAAAAACCAAUUCUCGUCGACGUGGCUAUGUUCGGCCACAAGGAGGUUCCUUCGCUGAGUCGGCCAAGAAUCGAGAAAGUGUCAUGAGUUUAGGCAGCAUUGCUCAUCUCCAAUAUUAUUUCGCUCGAACCGGUCUGCUGGAUGGGAAAGGGGGGCGGAUGGCAAAAAAGAAACAGGAUGGAGAACAUGAUAUGUCCAAAUUUUCAUUGGCUGCAAAUCAGGAUGUUGUCGAAUCACCCAUUGAUGAUGAGGUUCAAGCUAUGUGGGAAGCCGCUCAGGAAGAUGGCGUCGAUGUAAUGCUACCUCCAACAGUAUCAACCUACAGUCACCGAUCAACAUAUGUUGCUCCACCUCCGGAUCAAAAGACCAUGAAACGGGACCUGGUUGAAGCUCUUGAAAAUGCUUUACACGCGGUGGAAUCCUGCGAACGAUCAUCCAACGACGACCCCGAACAACAAGCUCAAGGCUUCUAUGAGAUCCAAGGCCUACACGUGCUGGACACUGCUACGCAAGCGAUUCGUGCUGCGAGAAUCUACUACACCCUUCACCCCAACCCACAGCGGCUAAAUACCAUCAGGUCAGAUCAAGAAUUACGACGAGACCUCUAUUCCGUAUUGGAUGUAUUGAAAAAGUGUGCUUCGCGAAAUUUUGCCGGCGGUCUACGUGAAGACGAAAGAUUGGCUGUUUUAGUGUGGGUCAGCGACGUGGGCAUGAUGAUUGAUCAAGAAGCCAAGCUCGAAGAGGCGGAUAAACACGAAAGAAAGGAUUGGCAUUGGAUGGAUGACGCCAAAUGGACAAACCGAGAUCAGGAAAGGGACAUCAACUUCCUCAACUUCCUCCUGAAAGGGCACGGUGAAAAUCCUUUGAAAGAACGGUCCGAUGAGGAUCCUGAUUAUUUCCGGAAGUUGGCCGAUGGCAAAGAUCUUGUCCGAAUGCACAAUGCAGCCGUCAAACGGUCUAAAAGACAUUUCGACUACAUCAACACCUUUCACGACGAUGUUGCGAAGCCGUACCGACGGGCUGACAAUCUACGAUAUUGGUUGAAGGCUGCAGAGUUGAGGUGGGAACUUCGGCUUCGAUUAGAUGUCAUGGCCGUUGCAAAUGGGGUGGACAAUAGUACCACUUGGACGUCCUUUGAAGAUGUCGUGCGACAAUGGAGUCGAGGAGUUCGCGCCGAACUCACCAAAGACUGGAAUGGAGAAGAAGAACGCAAGUUGCAUGCUCGUGCACGGAGUUUAGCUCUUGCGAGUCCUCUUUCAAGUCCCGCCAGGAGGAACUCCCCUGCUCCUCCCCUACCCAGUCCGUCGAGGAGAAUGGUUGCUCAAGGUCCUCUUGGGAGUCCUUCCAAAAAGGUCACGACACCGAGUCCACCCGGAAGUCCUACUCCACAUGACGAAGAAAUUUAA
Molecule: messenger RNA, 1572 nt
Organism: Rhinocladiella mackenziei CBS 650.93
Lineage: Eukaryota; Fungi; Ascomycota; Eurotiomycetes; Chaetothyriales; Herpotrichiellaceae
Exons: 1
Coding region: 1-1572 (523 amino acids)
Source: RefSeq, a predicted model, not a curated record